UAGCCAAGCUCGGAGAUGUGGAGACGAUGGACAUUCUACUCUCGUUCCCAGCUGCCUGCUCCUGAAAACCUGAAGAUUCACCUGUACAACGCCAUGCAGGUUCUGAGUUGGGAGCCGGUGUCCCUGAGCAAUGACACAAGGCCCGUGGUCUACCAGGUGCAGUUCAAAUUCUCUGGCAGUGACAAGUGGUCCAACGUCCACGCACCGUACACAGAGGUGAACUGUACGAGGAUCACGGCCACAGAGUGUAGCUUCACCCAAACCAGCCUCUCGAAGGGGUUCCCACUGCAUUUCAACGUCUCCUUACGUGUCCGGGCGGAGCUGGCGGAGCGCGUGUCUGCCUGGGUGACGGCGCCUUGGUUCCAGCACUAUCGGAACGUUACCGUCGGGCCUCCAGAAAACAUUUGGGUGACCCCAGGAAAACGCUCCCUUAUCGUCAUGUUCUCCCCUCCGUUUGACGUCGACGACCCCUCCAUGGCCACUUUCUCUUAUUAUGUCCGUUACUGGGAAAAGGGAGGAAUCGAACAGGUCAAAGGCCCCUUCAAGAGCAACUCCAUUGUGCUGGAUGAUUUAAAACCUUUACGAGUAUACUGUUUACAAGUCAAGGCCGAACUGUUUUGGAAUUCAUUCAACAUCCGUAGACCUGGGCAUUUUAGUGACGUAACUUGCCGCGAAACGACAAUCGAUGCCUCCACCAAGCUUCAACAAGACGUCCUGAUCGCCAUAGGAACCUUUCUGGUGCUGGCGAUGCUGGCAGUGCCCUGUCUCUUCCUGGUCCUGAAAUACAGAGGCCUGAUUAAGUACUGGUUUGAGUCUCCACCAAGCAUCCCUCUACAAAUAGAAGAGUAUUUAAAGGACCCGGCGCAGCCUAUCUUAGAGGCCCUGGACAAGGACAGCUCACCAAAGGAUGACACCUGGGACUCUGUGUCCGUCAUUUCAUUUCCAGAGAAGGAGUGAGACGUCCUCCAAACCACUUUGACCCAAAGUGCCGGUCUGGGAAGAGGACGUUGAGCCACUGAAGCUGCUGAUGUACCCCUCAGGACUUUUCGGAGCCCGGGACUCCAUGUCUCCAUUGCAAAAAGGACCGUCGGUGCCUGGGGACAAGUAGUGGGGUCUCGUGGGGGAGACGAGCUUAUUUUUUUUAAAAAGAAAUUUCUAAUGAUACAGUUUUCUAGAAUGAUUCUACAGAGAUAUCCCAGGAAAUUUAAGGUUUAUCUUAAACACUAAAAAGGCAUGUAAUUAUUUGUUAGCAAAAUGUCUCCGGCGUACCUCUGAUAUUCUGUUUCUCGUUGGUCGGACUGGGCAGUGAGGGGACCCAGUCCUCUCCUUGACUCUGGCAGGUGAGCUGUGGCCCCCUGGGCAGGUCACACAUCCUGUCCCUGCCUGUUCCAGCCAGAGACACUGAGCAGAGCCCUUCACAUCCAGUCUCCCAGCUUACAAUGUGAUUAGUCCUGUGAAUAUUUUCCGAGUAAUUUAAAGGGUUUUCUUCAGGCUAGUAAUAAAAGACUGUAGAAUUAACUUUU
This is a messenger RNA of Pteropus alecto (black flying fox), 1523 nucleotides long. It is a transcript of the gene IFNGR2, whose product is annotated as interferon gamma receptor 2. Lineage: Eukaryota; Metazoa; Chordata; Mammalia; Chiroptera; Pteropodidae. The transcript has 7 exons. Bases 16 to 957 code for a protein of 313 amino acids. The record is from RefSeq and is a predicted model, not a curated record. Gene Ontology annotation, molecular function: protein binding.